Messenger RNA from Cylicocyclus nassatus, 2204 nucleotides. The record is from the annotation of a GenBank genome assembly. Lineage: Eukaryota; Metazoa; Nematoda; Chromadorea; Rhabditida; Strongylidae.
AUGACUCCGUUUUCUGCUAUCAGCAUUUCUGCGGCAAAAACCUUAGAGGCUUUUGCUUAUCAGUACUGCAAAGCUCAUUCGACGACGCUUCAUUUACUUUCUGCGGGAGUAAUCAAAGGUCCCCAGAUUAUGAGUGGUGCAGAUGAUAUCUUCGGUACUUCAUAUCGCCUUACUUUGGGCAAUCCAAGAAGUGCAUUGCGAACAUCGGCAGCAACGGGUUCAACAUUUGGCUCCAAUUCUAAUAGUAUGAGCUCCCUGACGGCAAUGCAACCAUCUGCUUAUGAUCCGUACACUGGCAACGGUUCGUCGCCAUCGGCAAUGUCCUACGCAACAGGAACGAUCUCGCCAAUUCGCGAUCGCAGCAGAUCACCGGCACCUCACGUUCACUUUGCUGAUGCUAUAGAGACGACUUAUGGUGUUUCUUCGCUUUCUUCGAGACGCUCGAACUUCACCGAUCCUCCGAAGAUCCGGCAGCUUUUUAUGAGUAGCACAUUCGUUCAAGAUGUAGAGGACACAGAGUGGACUACGGCGAGCACUACUCCCAAAAUAGAGGCAUCACUGAAAGUCGGAGGUGUAGACUGGGUUUUCAAGGUACAGAAGAGAGCCAUCGAAGGAGCACCACAUGUUGGAUUUACGUUAGUAUGUGGAUCCAAGCUCAAAUCUGCGCUAUGGCGAAUUGCUGCGGAUGCCAAAAUAAUCAUAAAGAAAGACAAAGAAGACACGAAAUCUGUGGAUCGUAGCUAUCCCAACAAUGAAUUUACAUUCGCUUCCAAAACUCUUGCCGACAUGAUUCCAUGGGAUGAGAUAGACACAACACUGGCGUGUAGUAACAAAGCGGAUGCUAAGUCACCAGUGACGUUGAACUUCGAACUUCAAGUCGACAUAACGAAGAUUUAUGGUUUCAGGCGGCGAGCAAGAUACGAGUAUUCGUUUGAUGAGCCUUCUGUUGAGACAGAUAUGAUUCUUAUGAUAGAAAACAGGGAAAUCUACGUCAAUGGAACGUACCUCGCAAUGCUAUCGCCAUUUUUCCGCUCACUACAGAAGUCCAAAAAUGCGUCACUUUAUGGAGAGGUUGCAUCUGAGACCAUCAACGAUGUUAGUGCCGAUGAUUUUUUGGAACUGUUACAUGUGGUCUACCCCUCCGCCAAACCUGUAACAGUGGACAACGUUGAACUUUUAUUGAAGCUUGGAGAUCGUUAUAAUUUUGAGUGCGUACUUGUCAAAUGUGAAAACUUCCUUGUAACACCAAAGGCAGAUGAAAUUGAUGUCUUUACACGUCUGGAAUGGGCGAGCCAAUAUGCUAUGGCCGACUUACAGGAUCACUGCGUUUCAAAACUCACCAACGCUCAAGCUGUUGGCGCGGUGAAGAAGACUUUACUCUACGGAUCACUUUCACACGAAACAAGAAAGCUACUACUAGAGCUUAUGUUGAAAUUCAACAAUAUGUAGAUAAGACUUCUAAAAAACAGCUAGACAAAGACAUUGUUAUAACAGUUUUCAGAUUUUCAAAAGCGUGAAUUAUUUUGUUUGUAUAGGUGAGCCAUUGCGUGCAGAAAAAGAUCGUCCUUGCCUCAUUUUGUGCUAAUGCUCAAGCUUUGUUUAUUCAAAAUUUGAACCCGCUCAGUUGAAAAUUACAGUCGUAAGUGACGCACAUUUGGAGUGUUUCGUGCAGCUUUGGCACACCUUCUAGGCUGCUGCAUGACGACGGCGCAAUAACUUUGGGCGCGAACGCGGCUUUAUUAGCCGCAGAGCGCAUGAGGCGCAGGAUUUACAACAGUGAAGAUACGCGCGCGCAGCAUUCGCGCCCGCUCAACUAAUACGGCUUCUGCGCCUUCGUCAUACAGUAUAGCCUUUAGUCAAAUAGAUUAAUCGUAGUAAGACUGAACUUUCUGUACGCUAACACCGGAAGUUUGCAUAUCUCUCAUCGCGCAAACUGAAGUUGCCGCAAUGUGCAUACAGAAAUCUCAGUCGAUUUGCUUGACUUGAACCUUUUCAUUUUGCCUUCAUUUGCCCUUACCUUCAACCUUUUCAUUCCUUCAUGUAAUAGACGCCACGCGUUUAGAAGCUCACUGCCCUCUAUGUGAUAUAUGUGAUUUCAUAUUUUGCUCCAUCUGACGUUAGAAUUAGUGAUCUUUUUUUGUUUUAUGUAUUUAUUGUCGACUUGUGUAGCAGUAUUGAAUGAAAUAAAAGUUGGGCUUGUAUAA